UGUUUUUCUUUUAUUUCCUUUGCAGAAAAUGAUGACCACAGGAAGUGAGUGUAAAAGAAUGAGUUUUUUAUCAGCUUCUUCAUAUUGGCUAAUCCCUUCUUGGUACUGGAUGGAAGGUUUUCUAAUCACAUUAUUUGAACUUCCUCCCACUUUUCUAAUAACUUUGUGUUAUGGUCUCUGGUUAUUAAAAGAUCAUGAAGAAUGGUUUAUAUUACAAAAUGGAAGCUACUACAAGAACUGUUAUUUCCAUAGUUUCAUUACUUUUAAUUCUUGGAAGACUUACAAUAUUUUGUAAUGGACAAAAUGUUGCUUCUGUUGCAUCUCCUUUCUUCUUUCUAUGCCAGUAUCAUCGUGACCUUGAUCAACCAGGUGAAGUUCGUGGUGAAAUAGUUUUGUCAGUUAAUAUUAAAGGUUCUCCAGAGUAUUAUGAGCCGGGUAAAGUGUAUGAAGUUACGGUUUCUUCAAGUCUUGAUUUUGAUGGCUUUCUUAUGACUGGCCUUUAUACUGCUCCAUCUGGAACAAUGAGCAAGACAAUGAACCUUUUGAAUAGCAAUUUACCUACUGAACAAGGAGGUGGACAUGGCUUAGUAUGUGCAAUAGUUCAUUCACACUUAUCUCACAGACCUGCAAAAUCUCUUAACUUUUUGUGGAUGGCACCACCAACUGGAACUGGAUGUGUAAAUUUUUUGGCAACUGCUUCUUUAGGUCAUGAAGUACUGUUUAAAGAUACAUUGGCAUUACAACUUUGUGAAGCAGGUGACUCUUCAAAAUCCACUGAAGCUCCAACUUUAAUGAGUGGUAUUCAUGAUCCAGGUCUUGUGAUAAGAGAAGACUUUGAAAACUAUGAUGAGGCUAAUUCGAAUAUUUGGUCUGAAGUAAUCAGUGGUGUCGUGAAUGAUCAAUGUGGAUCUGUACUUCAUGGUAAAGCUGCUACAUUUUGUGGUGCUACCGGACCCAGAUCAUUAACAACUGUUCCUUUGAACACAUCUAUGGCAACAACUUUACAGUUUGCAUUAGGAGUUGGAAAUUGUAGUAUUGCAAGCGAUGAACCAGUUAUUAGUGUUUUUUAUGGAACAGAUAAGUGUACAAAAUGGCACGAACUAGAACAAAUCAAAUUGCUACCAUCUACAGAAACAACUGUUCAUAUUCUGUGCUUACCUCCGAACGCUAAAUCAACAGAUGUUUGUAUUCAGUGGUAUCAAGAAAGUGUUCCCAAAAAUAAAAAUUAUAAAGGAUGCUGGGCUAUUGAUAACAUUGUAAUUAGCAGUGUAACUGAUCGUCCUAAACUAUUAGAGGAGAAUAUUGAUCCAAUUGAUCCUGGAAACUUUUUGUUCUUCCCUGGUGGUUCAGUUAAGAGGAAAUGCCAUUCAGAUGGAAAUGCUCUAGUAUUUGGUGGCCAUUGGAAGCAACAUGCUCUCAUCACACGUGACUUAGACAUGUCCACUGGCAUAGCUAGUGCUGAUAUAAUUUUUAAUGAAGAUUUCAACAAGCCUAGUUCUUCAUGGGUCAUGAAAGGUGGCCAAAUAGAUUCUCAGUGUGAAAUAUUGAAUUACAAGAAAGCUUUAGUUAUGUCUGGCAAAGGCAGUAGGAUAAUUUGCUCUCCGUAUGUGAAUGCUGUGAAAGCUGGAAACUUGCGUUUUCAUUUCUUGUUUGGAGGUGACAACUGCUCAAUUUCUCAAAAUAAUGUCCAUAUGGGACACAAUGCUCCUGUAAUUGUAUAUGCAGAAGCUUCUACUGGAGAGCAGGUUACGCUUGCAAAUGUUAUUCAUGCUGCAGUUAUGGAACCAACUCUUGUAUCUUUGCCAAUUCCUGCUGAAGCACAAAGUCCUAAAACUAGAUUUUGUUGGAGUCAAGCCUCUAAUGCUGGACAGAAUAAAGACAUAUGGGUGGUUGAUAAUGUUUUGCUCUUGCCAUUAUUACAGUCCGAAAUUACCCAUGUUAUAAAUUUUAAAGUUAACUUACAUUGUGGUGAAAACAUUACAGCAAAUGAAAUUGGUGUGGAAUUCAGCACCACAGCAGGUCAUAAUUGGCAUUCACUUCAUGAGACGUGUCUUCCUCCUGUCUGCAAUGGUAGUUAUUCUUCUCUAAAUUCUCGUCUAACUUCCCAUGAUAUGAAAGGAUGGAAUAAAAUAUCGUAUCCCAUACCAUAUGCUGCACUCAUGGAUGGUGUAAGAUUUCGUAUAAAACAGACUGGGAAAUAUCGGUCUUCAAACUGGGCUGUUGAUGAUGUUUUUAUUGGCUAUUGUCCUAAUGGUUGCAGUGGUCAUGGCAAAUGCAUAAAUGGUGGUUGCCAAUGUGAUAUGGGAUAUUUUGGACAGAAAUGUGAAUUUGCUUCGGUCACUAUACCAUCUUAUCUGUCAGAGAUGUUCCAGUCAUCCAAUGUUAACGAAUUAUCUGGCAUCGUCAAUUUAGUUGGUGGCAACUUGGGUUAUCAAUGUGGGUCUCUUGGUAGUGGUAAAGCUGUUGUGUUUGAUCAUUAUGGCCCUCGAUAUAUUAUUACCAAAGAAGUAAAUACCACAUUUGUUAGGUUUUUACAGUUUACCCUGCGUAUUGGUAGUUCAUCUAAAAAGAGUCCAUGCUUGUCUCCUGAUCACCCAUCUGAAGUUGUUUAUAUUCAUUAUUCCUGCAACGGAGGACUAACAUGGGAUUUACUGGAGUAUUUUGAGAAAUUCAAGUUCCGUGAGCCCAAAAUUGUUUUUUUAACUUUAUCAAAUGAAGCAAAGCAACAGUGGUGUAUGUUUAAGAUUUGGCAACCUUACCACUCUGGAAAAUCUGAAGAUGUAUGGGCUAUUGAUGACAUUAGCUUAUCUUCUGCUCUUUUGAAUGUUAUUAGUCUUAAUUUCAGUGACCUAAAUGCUAUGAAUACUUCCAUUCGAUAUAGUUCUGGGAUUGUCAAGAAAUAUUGCAGUUCGGAACAAAAUGCUGUGGUGUUUGACGAAGAAGUUUAUAAUGGAGUAACUAGAUCUUUAGAAACUAAAUCUAUCACCGUUGGACCCUCUUACAUGGUGCAGUUUGAUUUAUUAAUGGGUUGUGGCACUGUAUUCUCAACAGAGAAAAACAAUCAGGUUAGGUUGGAAUUUUCAACAAAUCAUGGAAUGAAUUGGUUUCCUGUUUAUAAGCCUUGUUUACCAUCGAAUGGAAGUUGUAAUGGAGUUUUCACGAAAGGAACAGUCUAUGAUGCAACUGAAUAUAGUAAAUGGAAACGGGUGACAGUCAGCCUCUUACCUGCAACGUGGUCGAGCUCAACUAGAUUUCGCUUUAUCCAACAUGAGUUUGAUACCAGUGAUAAUUGGGCAUUGGAUAAUUUAUACAUUGGACCCCAAUGCAAAGACAUGUGCAGUGGUCAUGGAAGGUGUUCUGAUGGCUCUUGUGUUUGUGAUGAUGGGUUUUUUGGCAAAAGCUGUGUACCCCAAGAUAAAUUGAAAAACAAGAUGAUUAAGAAAUUUGAAACUCCUGAUGAACUUGCUAAAGCAAAUUUUGACGUUAGUGGUGGAAGUGUUAUGGCUGCUGAUGAAGGAUGUGGUCCUAUUGGGUCUGGAUCUGCACUUUACUUCUAUCAGGAUGGAAUAAGGCAGUUAGUUACAAGUGAUAUGAAUACAGAAACCACCGAUUUUAUGCAAUUCUUUAUUCGUAUUGGAGGAGGAGAUCCCUCUACCUGUAAUAAUGCAUCCCAAAAGGAUGAGGGAGUUCUUGUUCAGUAUUCUAAUGAUGCAGGUAUAUCUUGGAGUUUAUUAAAAGAACUUGAUCCUGGAAACUAUAGAGCAUCAAGAUUGGAACAUGUUACUUUACCCCUUACUGCUCGGACUUAUAGUACAAGGGUAAGAUGGUGGCAGCCCCAGCAUUCUGGUGAAGGAAAAGACCAGUGGGCUUUAGAUGACCUUUACUUAAAUGCAGAAUCUUCAAAACCAGAAAAUUUAGAAAUAAUGCAGCAAGGUGCUGCACCAGAAGAACAAAAGCUUGUAUCUGCUAUAUCAAAAUCUGUUAUGCAACAUUAUUGUAAUUCAACCAAAAAGGUACUGUUGUUAAAUGGAGGAGAAAAGUUUAAGUUUCUCAUUACAAGACCUCUAUUUUUGAGGGAAGGCCAAGUUAUUAUGUUUAAGAUAAAUGUAGGCUGCAGUGAUAAAUUUGACUGGGCAAGUGCUGUUGAAUUGGAAUAUUCUCAUGAUAAUGGAGUGUCAUGGUCUAUAGUAGAAGAACAGUGUUACUCUGGUGUUCAAUGUUAUAGCCAUGCCCAUGAAGCUUCUAUUUAUUAUUCUGGUUUGUAUGGAACCUGGAGACGGGUUCUGGUUCCUGUUACACAUCAUUUGGCUCAAAAACAAACUUUACUAAGAUGGAAACAACAAGUCCAGAUUUCUGGUAAAUUUGGUCAGUUAACACCUUUUGCUAUUGAUGAAUUUUACAUAGGCUACCCUUGUCCUUUACAUUGUUCAGGCCAUGGUAUGUGCGAAAAUCAAAUCUGCAUUUGUGAUCCUGGUUAUCAAGGUCCUACAUGCAGCAGUAUUCAACAAAAUCCUGCUGGAAUGGUUGAUCGCUUUGACGAUACAUCUGACAUUUUUACCAAAUGGGAGGUAUUUGGUGGGCUGCUUGGUCUUGGUUGUGGAAAUCUUUCUCUAGGAAAUUCCCUUUACUUUGGCAAAACUGGCUAUCGACUUGCUCACACUAUGGAUUUGGAUACUUCAAACUUAAAAACUUUACAGUUCAUUAUUCAGUUGGGAAGCGUUCAGAAUACAGCAACGUGCCGAAGACCUCUAAACCGUAAAGAAAAUGUGUUUGUGCAAUUUUCAACUGACCACGGACUCACAUGGAAUACUCUCAGAGAACUUGAUUAUGAAGUUUUUAGUCUUAAACCAACAUCUGUUGAGUUGCCUUUUCCAAAGGAAGCAAAAUCAAGCAGUACAUCUUUUAGAUGGUGGCAACCAAUGGGAAUUAGAGGGAAAGAAAAUUCACAAUGGGCCAUUGAUAAUAUUCAAGUUCUUGGAAAUCACAAAAAUGCCAAGGGAUUCCAAGAUAAUUUCAAUCCAAUUACAAUUGAAAACUGGUUUUUGACUCAACAUGGGGCUCCUAGAGCUGGCUGUGCAGCCGCUGGACGUGCAUUAACAUUUGCUGCUGAUCACACUGAAGAACAUUAUGCUGAAACUUGGGACUUUGAAAUACAUCCUUCAUCUUUCUUACAAUAUGACAUCAAUCUAGGUUGUGGGUAUCAUGUCAACCCAUUCAAUGUGCGUCUUGAGUUUUCUUUAGACAAAGGCCGAUCAUGGUCACUCGUGGCUCCUCCAUGUUUACCUCCUGAUGUUGGUUGCAUUAGUUUUUCUUCCGGAACAAUACAUUCUUCUGAUCAAUAUAGUAACUGGACUCGAAUUACAGUCAAUCUUCCGCAGAGAGCACUUUCUCCAUCAACUAGGUUUCGUUGGAUUGAAACAAUGAGACAUUCUGGCCAUGCAUGGGCUUUGGAUAAUGUCUAUUUAGGAGAUGGUUGUCCUUGGAUUUGUUCUGGACAUGGAUAUUGUGCUGGAGAUAAGUGUGUGUGUGAUAAAGGUUUCAAGCUACCUUACUGUGUACCUGAAGAUCCAUUGCCGUGUGAAUUACGUGAUAAUUUUGACACUGGUGCAUCUAACAUGACUUCAUGGCCAGAAAUAUAUGGUGGUGAAAUUAGCACCCGCUGUGGGGUGUUGGUUAGUGGUUCAGCUUUAGUGUUUUAUAAGGAAGGAGUACGGAUGGCAGUCACGCAAGAUCUGGACCUAACAGCUGCUCAAUAUGUGCAAUUCACUCUGAAAUAUGGGUGCCAUAAUUCUGUUCCAGCCACUGUCACACGGGGAAAUGGCAUUCUUAUACAGUAUUCAAACAAUGGAGGAAUUACUUGGCAUUUAUUAAAAGAACUACAUUUUUCUGCUGAGACAUCACCGCAGUACUACAUGAUACCCCUGAAAGAUCCUUCGGCUUUAACAAAUUCAACACGAUUACGAUUCUGGCAGCCUCUAACAGUUGGUACAGAUAUCAUGCAAUGGGCCCUUGAUGAUUUCUUUGUGGGAGGAAUGAUUGUAAAACCUAAUGUUUUAUAUGAUCCAUUAAUGCAAGUUCCUCAACCAGAUGCUUGGCUCUUUUGGCCUGGCGGUGUAAUGGGCAAUUUCUGUACCAGUGAGCCCAGAUCUGCCCUAACAUUUUUAUCUAGUGAAGGAGAACGUUCAUUGUAUACAAGGGAUAUGACAGUAAUGGAUGACUAUGUUAUCGAAUUUGAAAUUAAAGUUGGUUGUGGAAUCACACUAUCACCAGAAGAUCCUGUAUAUUUGGAGUAUUCAUCUGAUCAAGGAAGGACUUGGGAAAUGGUUAAAUCUUCAUGGCUUCAUUAUGGCUCUGGUCCUGAUGGCAUUAUACAAGCUGAAACACCAUCAAUCUAUUACAGCAACAGUCAUCAUGAAUGGCAACGAGUAAUUGUUCCUCUCACUGGUUUGAAGAUAUGUGGAAACGUGCGAUUCCGAUGGACUCAAGGAUAUCACUCUCUGAGAGACUCUCCAUCUUCGUGGGCUAUUGAUAACAUAUACAUUGGACCUUCUUGUGCUUUACAUUGUAUGGGACAUGGGUUUUGCAUUAAUGGUGUCAUGUGUGAAUGUGAUGACAACUAUUACGGAGAUUUUUGUCAAAGUGGACCUCCUAAUCCUAGUUUGUUGAAAGAUAGAUUUGAUGAAAAUAAAAUUGAUUCUAAAAACUGGGAGGUUUGGAGUGGAUCUGAAAUAUCUUUGAGCUGUGGCAUAUUGAUCAGUAGUACUAGUUUAGUAUUUACUUUCCAAGGAGAAAGAGUCCUCAUGUCUAGAGAUCUUGACUUGACUUUUGUAGGCUCUAUACAAUUUUACUUGAGACUUGGUUGCAAAUCAUCUAUUCCAUCAGCAGAGGAACAGCCAGUUCUUUUACAAUAUUCCAUUGAUGGUGGUUCAACGUGGAACAUGUUGGAGCAAUUUAGUUUUGGUGAAAGUGCUCGAGUAUCUCAUCCCUCAUAUAUUGCGAUUGAACUUCCCCACCAUGCUCGCACAAAUGCAACUAAGUUAAGAUGGUGGCAACCAUCUUUUGAUGGAUCAUUUUCAGAAGAGUGGGCUUUGGAUCAGGUGUUUAUCGGAGGAGAUGCCAAUGGAGUUUCGACAUUGAAUGAUGACUUUAGCAGCACGAAAGAAGCUAAUUGGGUUCUUAACCCAGGAGCAAAGCUUGAACCUACGUGUGGAAGUAAAAAUAAUUUUCUGCAUUUCAAAGGGGCAGAUGAUAGAAGAUAUGCUGUUACAACAGAUGUGGUUGUUAGUGAAAAUACUUACAUUCAAUUUGAGCUUGUGAUGGGUUGUAAAUCAAAUUCAGCAACUUGCUAUGAAAUCUUACUGGAAUACAGUAUUGAUAUGGGAAAAACAUGGGAUCUCGUUCAGCGAGAUUGCUUGCCAAUGAAUGUGGAUUGUGCUGAUUACUUUGAGGGCAGUAUCUAUCAUUCAGAUAUGUAUGACGAUAUUACUCGCAUAUCUCUUCCUCUACCUUACUAUACAAGGACACAGACUACUAGAUUCCGAUGGAUACAACCACUUGGAUUUAAAUCCUCACAAACUUGGGCCCUGGGUCACUUAUAUGUUGGUGAAGAAUGUGAGAAUAUGUGCUCGGGUCAUGGAAAAUGUAGCUCUGGUAUUUGCAAGUGUGAUGAUGGUUGGACUGGUGGUGAUUGUGGAGAAUGUAAAUCUUCAUUGCCAACAGGAUUAAGAGAUACAUUCCAAACAGAGCCUUCCUCUAGUAAAUACUCUUUAGUUGUUGGAGGGAUGUUAUCUGAACUAUGUGGACCUGUAGCAUCUGGCUCUUCUUUGCACUUUUAUGGAAGUUGCAGUCGUCAGUUAGUAACUAAAGAUCUGAAUCUAAAAUCAGCCACUAUCAUUACUUUUUAUUUCCGAUAUGGUUGUAUAUCACCACCUACUUCUAGCAACAACACUGUUUUUCUGCAAUAUUCAUUAAAUGGUGGUAUAACAUGGAAAUCAUUAAAAGAGUUGUAUUUUAAGAGCUACAUUUAUCCCAGCUAUGUUGUUGUACCUUUAAAUGAAGAAGCAAGAGGAAGUGUUGUCCGUAUUCGCUGGUGGCAACCUCAUCAUGGUGGUAGAGCACAACAUGACUGGGCUGUUGAUAACAUAUUUAUUGGAGGAGAGUUGCAGGCACCAGAAAAAUAUCUUUCACUGGAAGAGGGACAUUUUUUGGUUGAGAGUGAGUGGCUGACUGCCACUCAUAUUGCUAACGAAAAAUACUGCCAUAGUAAUCACAAAGUGGCUGUUGGGAAAUCCAUAAGCAAUGAAAAUGCCAUCAUGGAGACUAUUGAUAUUCACGUGAAAAAACAUUAUGUACUGGAAUUUAUGCUCUCCGUUGGUUGUAAUGAGAGUUGGGAAGAUCCAGGUGUACCUGUUAAACUAGAAUAUUCUGUUGAUUUUGGUGAAACUUGGCAAGAAAUGAGUAAAAAAUGUCUUCCAAUGGAACUUUCCUGCCCUGGCGUGGCUCAAUAUCCAUCCAUAUACUUUGCACCAGUUCCUUGGCAACGUUUUAUUUUUCCAUUGAAUGGAGAUAUUAUCUCUAAGUGGACUCGAUUUCGGUGGAUGCAAGUAGCUACCCAAGAUGCAAUACCUUCUCAUAUGUGGGCAAUCAAGGAUGUUUAUAUUGGCCCACAAUGUCCCCAUCAUUGUCAUGGUCAUGGAUCUUGUGUUGAACUAAAAUGUAAAUGUGACAAGGGAUACCUGGGAGAUAUUUGUUCCAAAACAGAAGAUAGACCUGUAUUUUUGAAAGAAAGUUUCGAUGGUAAAGAUUUCGAUCCAACCUUCUGGAAGUAUGUAGUUGGUGGUAAAAUUGGUCUUCCUUGUUCAGUUUUGGUUGAAGACUUUGCUGCAGUUUUCAGUGGUCCUGGACCUCGAGUUUUGGAGACAGUUGAUUUAGAUUUGAGAGAUGCUAAGUUCAUCCAGUUUGUUGCACAAAUUGGAGGAUAUGGGGAUAAUUUAGCUUGUAUUGGAGCAACUUCACGUAAUCAUAAUGCAUAUCUUCAGUAUUCAAAGAAUGGAGGCAUUAGAUGGUAUCUAUUACAUGAACUAGACUAUUCUAUUUAUGCACAACCACAUCAUGAUCACAUACUCAUUCCUGAAGAUGCUAGAACAGCAUCUACUCGCAUUCGAUGGUGGCAACCUUCUGGUUUUGUGGGAGAAGAACUUCUACCAGCACUCUCAUUGGAUGAUAUUUACAUAGGUGGAUCAGAAAUUAAUGCUUUUGAACUUUUUGACGAUUUUGAAGACGUUAACGGACCCGAACCAACAAACUGGUGGUUUAGUCCUUACUCUAAAGUGGAAAAUGUUUAUUGCUCUCGUCCCAGUCCUGCUCUUACGUGGAAAAAAGACUCUGACAUUGAAGAGAGAGGAAUUGUAGCAAGGGAGAUGAUUGUAGAAAACGAGUUUAUGAUUCAGUUUAAGAUAGCUGUUGGAUGUGGUGAAUAUACAGACAAUUGCUUGACUAAUAAUAGUAUACGAUUAGAAUAUUCUAAAGAGCCUGGAUCUGGUAACUGGGAAUUGGUGAACAGAGCUUGUUUUCCAAGUAGUACCAUUGAUUCAGAAUGUGCACCUAAUGAAUUCCAUUCUUCUUCAAUCUAUUCAACUAACACUCACAAGAAAUGGACUCUUGUAAUGCUGUACUUGCCUGAGAAAACCUUUUCUAGUACCACUCAAUUCCGAUGGAUACAAGAUACACCCACAAAUAUUCCCAAACCUCGAAAUCUUCCUGCAUGGGCUAUAGAUGAUGUUUACAUUGGAGAAGCUUGUCCUUCACUUUGUCAUGGAAAAGGAGUUUGCAUCAAAGGAAAAUGUCACUGUGAUCUUGGAUAUUCAGGCAAUGAUUGCAAACCAUCAAGAACACUUACUGCUGCUCGGAUUCUACCGACCACGUUUCUGGAUUCUUUUGAAAAUGGUCUUUCUGCUGACCUCUGGGAAUUGGUAAAAGGCGGAUGGAUUAAUCAGGAAUGUGGUUCCCUAGCUCCCCAUGGUGGUGGCAAGCACAUGUAUAUGGGUGAAUGUGGAAAACGAGAAAUAGUCACCAAGGAGCUUGAUGCCUCUACUGCCAGCAAACUGAUGUUUGUACUGCGUAUUGGAACAGAGGAAGGUUUCUCACAAUGCCAUGUAAACUUGCAACAUCCUCUCUCAUCAGACAAGUCUGUGAUUCUCCAAUAUAGUAUUAAUGAUGGUAUUUCGUGGGAAUUUAUUGCGCUUCAUUCGGCUAUGGAUUUCAAAAAGCCGAGAAGACUAGUUUAUGAAAUUCCAGAGGCUGCUAAAGUUUAUGGUGUUCGAUUCCGAUGGUGGCAACCUUUUCAUGAAGGUAGAGGGUAUGAUCAGUGGGCUUUAGAUAAUGUUGAAAUUGUUAGUACUCCUUAUGAUCAGAGACGUUAUCAAAAUGCUGCCGGAUAUAGGAGGCCUGGAGCUUAGUUAUGUCUUAGAUAUAGGAGGCCUGGAGCUUAGUUAUGUAUUAGUGUGUGUGAAUUUUAAAAGACUAUUCAACAUUUUUUUUUUUUCAUUUGAGCAUAAUUUUUCUAAUUUUGUAAUUUGUUUUUAUAGUUUUUUGUAAUAUAACUAAUCUAUUUCAUGUUGUACAUUUUUAAGCAUUUCUAUUCACUUUUAUAUUUUUGUAAAGAAUUUUUAUAAUAAAGUACGUUAGUUAUUAUGUUUUGAUAUGUAUUGGUGCAUGUGCAAGUUAAUUAAAAGAAUAAUAACAGCUUGCUGACAAGGAAAAUAAAAUGUAACUUUCUUGAAA
Messenger RNA from Parasteatoda tepidariorum (common house spider), 10782 nucleotides. Its product is annotated as reelin. Gene Ontology annotation, molecular function: lipoprotein particle receptor binding. Gene Ontology annotation, biological process: central nervous system development; neuron migration. The record is from RefSeq and is a predicted model, not a curated record. Lineage: Eukaryota; Metazoa; Arthropoda; Arachnida; Araneae; Theridiidae.